Molecule: messenger RNA, 2474 nt
Organism: Ziziphus jujuba (common jujube)
Lineage: Eukaryota; Viridiplantae; Streptophyta; Magnoliopsida; Rosales; Rhamnaceae
Product: aspartokinase 2, chloroplastic
Exons: 14
Coding region: 529-2226 (565 amino acids)
Biological process (GO): amino acid biosynthetic process
Cellular component (GO): chloroplast stroma
Molecular function (GO): aspartate kinase activity
Source: RefSeq, a predicted model, not a curated record
AAAUGGACAAGCAAUAAUAAAACUGGUAAAUGGGUAGUUAUGUUGUAUAAAGGAAAGGAGAGAGGCGGCGCCUGGUGUUUAUUAUGUUGAUACAGAUACAGAGGCGCAAUUAGUUUUGUGUGUGUGGCAUUCCUUCAGAGCUCUGGAAGUUCGCGGUCUAAACCAGGCUGCGACACUUUCUUUCUCUCUGAAGGAAUUCCAAUUUAUAUCAAAACCCUAGUUAAGACUACUACAUCUACCAGAUUUGAUUUUCCUCUUCUUCUUUUUUUUUCUUUUUUUUGGUUAGUUUCAGAAGCUUUGCAUUUAGAGCCAAAGCGUUGUCUACAUUCAUUAUUCUUUUACUAACAAAAUUUUGAAAAAAAAGCUCGGUUUUGAAGAGUUCCAUCCGAAGAAGUAGUUUUGUGUUUGGCUCUUUGAGAAUUUUGUAUCAGACGCAAUAGCAUUUGUGUAAUUCGUCGAGAUAACUUGGUCUAAUAGUCAGAUCUAAUUUUGUUAAGCCCAAAAGAAAUCUUGGGAGGUGAUAUAGCAAUGGAGACCACAUUGCAUUUUUGUGGGAUUAAAACGGCUUGCCCUUUAUCCGGGGCUUCCGUCGGGAGGAGUUUGAGAUAUCAACCUGCGUUGUCUCAGCGGCUUCGUUUUGCAACUUGUGUGGCUUCGACUGGGGCUCUGAAUUCUAGUUUAAAAAAGUCAUCUUUUUGUACAAGUAGAGCAUUGAGAGUCAGCUGCAGUGGAGGAAUUGUGGAUGUAAUUGAGAAGAAUGAGAUUGAGAAUCACAAUUUAGGGAAAAAUGACAAGCAGUUGUCAUGUGUGAUGAAGUUUGGGGGAUCAUCUGUGGCAUCUGCAGAGAGAAUGAGAGAGGUGGCUGAUCUUGUACUCAGCUUUCCCGAGGAGAGGCCUGUCAUUGUUCUCUCAGCCAUGGGAAAGACAACUAACAAACUGUUAGUGGCUGGAGAAAAGGCUGUAAGUUGCGGUGUGACCAAUGCAUCUACUAUUGAUGAAUUGAGCUUUAUCAAAGAAUUGCAUCUCAGGACCGUGGAUGAACUUGGAGUGGAUAGGUCUAUCAUUGCAACACACUUGGAAGAGUUGGAGCAACUUUUGAAGGGAAUUGCUAUGAUGAAAGAGUUGACUCUGAGAACAAGAGACUACUUGGUUUCAUUUGGGGAGUGCAUGUCCACAAGGAUUUUUGCAGCUUAUUUAAACAAGAUUGGGGUCAAAGCCCGCCAGUAUGAUGCUUUCGAAAUUGGUUUUAUAACCACAGAUGACUUCACAAAUGCUGAUAUUUUGGAAGCAACUUAUCCGGCUGUGGCAAAGAGGUUACAUGAUGAUUGGAUUUGCGAUUCUGCAAUUCCAAUUGUUACCGGCUUCCUUGGAAAGGGCUGGAGGACAUGUGCAGUCACCACACUGGGCAGGGGUGGUAGUGAUUUGACAGCCACAACCAUUGGUAAAGCAUUAGGGUUGCGAGAAAUUCAGGUGUGGAAGGAUGUUGAUGGUGUUUUAACAUGUGAUCCAAAUAUAUAUCCACAUGCAGAACCUGUCCCUUAUUUGAGCUUUGAGGAGGCUGCGGAACUUGCAUAUUUUGGUGCUCAGGUUUUGCAUCCACAGUCCAUGAGACCAGCUAGAGAGGGUGAUAUUCCUGUUAGGGUGAAAAACUCAUACAAUCCCAAAGCUCCAGGAACUCUCAUUACCCGGUCAAGGGAUAUGAGUGAGGCUGUACUGACGAGCAUUGUUUUGAAACGGAAUGUGACCAUGCUGGAUAUUGUUAGCACUCGCAUGCUUGGUCAAUAUGGCUUCCUUGCUAAAGUAUUUUCCACCUUUGAAGAUUUGGGCAUAUCCGUGGAUGUUGUAGCUACUAGUGAAGUCAGUAUAUCCUUGACAUUAGACCCCUCAAAGCUUUGGAGCAGAGAGCUAAUUCAGCAGGCAAGUGAGCUUGACCAUGUUGUGGAAGAACUGGAGAAAAUUGCUGUUGUCAAUCUUCUUCAGAGCAGAUCAAUCAUAUCUCUCAUUGGAAAUGUGCAGAGGUCAUCACUAAUACUAGAAAAGGUAUUCCGUGUUCUUCGAACUAAUGGAGUCAAUGUUCAGAUGAUCUCUCAGGGUGCAUCUAAGGUUAACAUCUCGUUGAUCGUAAACGAUAGUGAAGCAGAAAAUUGUGUCUGCGCUCUUCACCAAGCUUUCUUUGAGAGCAAUAUCUCUGAACUGAAAAAAUCAAAUGGUUCAGUUUCAGCGUAAUAGGGGAAGCAUCAAAUUCUUUAAUGAUGGUGGUAGUGGUUUAGUAGUAAGUUAAUACCAUGGUGGUUUUUUGGGGUAUUGACUCUUUAUUUUUCUCUAGCGGUGAAUCCCCCCAUUGUGCUCUCUCAUUUGUUAGAUUGGAAGCAUAGAUGUGGGAUUGUUUCUCAUGCUUUUCUAUGUUGGAAAAAAUGUGUAUUGCUUCAAUUUUAUACAAAUAAUCUAGUGGUCUUUGUUCUAUUUUGCUAAAA